CCUCUGUUGCUGCACACUUUCCUUUCUUCUUCAUCUCUGUGAACCUGAUCUCCACUGGGCCUAUGGUGGAACAACAGCCCUUCAAGGUCUCAGAUGAAGGUGUUUCUGCGGGUUUGGGGAAGAGCCGAAAGCGAGUGUUUCCAGUUCCUCACACCCAACCGCCCAAUCCCAUAUCUGAGGCCUACAGUUACUGCAACAUUCCCAACCGGACCGAACAGGCUUGGGAAGGUCACAGUCCUGCCGACUACAGGUUGCUGUCUGUCCAGGUGAUGAUUCGUCAUGGUGACCGCUAUCCUCUUUACUCUAUCCCAAAGACCAAGCGGCCAGCCAUCGACUGCACUCUGUCUAGCAGCAGACCACCGUCCCACCCACUGCUGAACUCCUUCAUUAACCACAUGGGCCAAGGGGGCCGCGGCCGCUGGGAGCCACCGUUGGGUUCCGUGUCUCGUCUCCCCAGUCAUAGCGCAUGUGAAAUUGGAGAACUCACACAGAUAGGUGUGGUGCAGCACCUUCGCAAUGGGCAGCUCCUCCACCAUGCCUACAAGCAGCACAGCCUCCUCCCCGCUGAUUUGUUGCCUCAGCAGGUUUGGGUAGAGACAACAGGGAAAAGCCGCACUCUCCAGAGUGGACUGGCGUUCCUCUACGGCUUCCUGCCAGACUUUGAUUGGACCAAGAUGACGAUUCAUCAUCAGUGGAGCACGUUGUUUUGUGGCUCAUCAUGCGACUGCCCAGCCAGGAACAGCUACCUAGAGGAUGACCAGAGAAGGCAGUACCGGCUCAGAGUGGCUAACACCAACCUAGACAGGACUUAUGCUGACAUGGCACACACUUUAGGUCUUCCCACUCGUCAGCUCAGAGCUGCGAACCCUAUAGACUCUCUGCUGUGCCACUUCUGUCAUGGCCUUCCCUUCCCAUGUGUUCCCUCUGGAAAUGGUGGUACUGGCGGAUGCCUGACUCUAGCACAGUUUGCUGUCAUUCGUCAACAGCAGCUUGAUGAUGAGGUGGAUCGGAGAAAAGCGGGGCUCUACCGUAAAUAUGCCAUUCUAGCCAUGUACCCCUACCUCAAUCGAACUGCUCUCAAGAUGGAACGGGUUGCUAAGGCUAGUGAGACGAGCACGCGGCCCCGUGUGGGGGGUGAGGAGAUCUUUACCCUAUCCUCAGCUCAUGAUGUCACUAUGGCCCCGUUGCUAAGUGCCCUUGGACUAGAAGAUGCUAAGUUUCCACGAUUUGCAGCAAGAAUAGUGUUUGAAUUGUGGAAGAGUCCCAGCGCCUCCCAAGGUCAAGCGAAAAGGAAAGCGGGGAAAGGGCAGAAGUCCAGUUUAAAAGACAGGGGUGUGUUCAUCAGGGUGCUGUACAACGGGGAGGAUGUGACCUUUCACACAGCCUUCUGUCUUUCCCAGGACCGUCACAUCAGCCAACCACUCUGUCCUCUGAACAACUUUCUGAAUUUUGUCAGAAGAGACAUGUUCAGCAUUGUUAACGCCACUUCCUACAAGGAGGCCUGCUACCGGCCGUUCGGCUGACCAAAGGACAGCACGUCAUCUGUUUCAAUAUUAGCUCUUUCGCUGCUCAUCAUGUUCUAAAUGUUCUAAAACUAGUUCGUUACAUUCCAAAAAGCACAGAUGACUCAGUUUUAUUCUUGAAAUGGACAAAAGAUUUUGGUGAGCAACACAUCUGGAGUCUUUGGAAGUCUUAGGUUUUACUAAAACAACACUUAGCCACUUUAUACUGUAACAGAAUAGAGUUGUGAAAUUUAUUGUUUACCAAAUAACUUCUUACAAUUAAAGCAGAGAAAUGCUGAAAUAAUCACCAAUUAGAAAUAUUUUGUCUGUAAAAUAUUUUAAUUAAAAGGAGCACUGUGCUAUCUUCCGGC
Molecule: messenger RNA, 1873 nt
Organism: Nothobranchius furzeri (turquoise killifish)
Lineage: Eukaryota; Metazoa; Chordata; Actinopteri; Cyprinodontiformes; Nothobranchiidae
Gene: pxylp1
Product: 2-phosphoxylose phosphatase 1
Biological process (GO): glycosaminoglycan biosynthetic process; dephosphorylation; chondroitin sulfate proteoglycan biosynthetic process
Cellular component (GO): Golgi apparatus
Molecular function (GO): phosphatase activity
Source: RefSeq, a predicted model, not a curated record